AAGAUGAACACGUGAUGACAAAAUGCGGACGCUUCUCCUGAUAUACUUCGUGACGUUAGUUCAAAGUGAUAUUAAGGGUGAAGUUAAGUUAAGGCACGCAAGGACCUUGAUAAGGCAUGGCCGGUCGAGGGUGCACUUUGCACGACUUCACACAAGGUCGCGGGACCUUGUUCCUCAAGUUAUAGAAGCUGAAAUUACGAGUGAAUUGGAGAGUAAAGACAAAUCUGGGGAAGAUCCAGUAGUAGCAGCGUUAAGACCCUAUGGUGCUCCUGAUGAAGAUGGGUAUACAACACAGGACGCAUUUCAAAAAUAUUUCGGAAACUAUUCCGUGACUUUCCACCGUGAUCCAACAGACGAUGCACUUUUAGAUCAUCUAAUCAACCUUGAACAUAGUUACGAUAACGAUACGCAAAGAGAAGAUAACACAGUUACCGUAGCAGACAGCAUGACAAAUGAUACAGUAGACAACAUAACAUCAAAGCCGUUCCACGAAGACGUUGUUACAAAAUUCUUGAGAUUAAUUGAAACACAACACUUGAUGGGCGAGAAUUGCACAGCUGGGACACAUUUGAAUUUAGGUGAGGGAGUUGUAGACAGGUACGCUCAAGAGAGGUUUCGAGUUGAAGCAGAUGUCGCUGUUAACAGAGCUAACAUGCUGACGAGAUUAUGGAAAUAUGCGGGGCCAUCUGUCAUGCAUAAUGAAUAUUUGCUGCAUGCGAGCGUUUUCUCCAUGGUUGAGUUCGAUGACAACGUAUUCGGUGCGGGUAACUGCUACGACCAGUAUCAGUACAAGGAUUACCAACUUUUUUGCCCGUUUGCGUAUCGGUUGCCCGAAGGACCAAUAUUGGCUAAGGAUUUGGCGGUGGAAUAUAAAUAUUUGAGCAAUAUGUCGGAGUGGUUCUACAUUGCACGGAAGAAUGCUGAGCGCGUGAUCCGAAAUCACAAUCAGUUCAAACGUGGCUACAAUACAUACACAUUCAACGACACAACACACACAGAACGCGAGGAAGACGAAAUUCUUGCUGUUACGUAUGAAGAUGGCAAGUGGUCGAAGCCGUACUAUGACUGUGGUGGCGGUAACAUAUGGAUGUUGACAUACACGGUACCUUUCUUUGGAUACAACAACGGCACUUAUUUUUUUAAAGGUACGAGUGGAAUUGACAUAGAUUUGCGACGCGUGGAUAUUGACCAGUGUCCUCUGAAGCCUGGCUCCAAGCAGCUGAAUAUCUUUGCUGGUACUGAUAAGUGCAAGAAGAAAACCACUGAGUGUGUGCCAGUCCCAGGUUUGGGCUUUCGUCGCGGCUCGUAUCGCUGUGUGUGUCGGCGAGGCUUCUAUUUUCCCAAUACAACUGCUGAAAAUCGCUACUACAAUGGAAGUGUGAUUGAAGAGGAAUACGAGAAACAUUUACAGCAGUAUCAGAGCCUCUACGGCCAUCAGUCCGCCUUUCAUUGCGUGCCCUGCGCUGAAGGCUGCGAAGCCUGUGUCGACGGUUCACCAUGUGUGGCGGCCCUUAAUUGGGUCGCUAGGACAACGAUUUUCACACUCGCCUGUCUUGUGAUAUCAUGUCUGCCUUUUAUUGUCUGGUUCACGAUUAAGUACGGACAUGUUCGGGUAGUCAGAGCAGCGAGCCCAGCACUUCUCAGGGUGAUCGUAUUGGGAGCUCUGUUGAUCUAUUGCACGACAUUGGUGAUGUAUGGAAGACCUACGCUUUUCACUUGCACUGCCAGGGUUUGGCUCCGGGAGGUUGGCUUCUGUUUGACAUAUGGCGCCUUGAUGCUGAAGACUUGGAGGAUCUCAGUAAUUUUUCAAGUUCGAUCAGCGAAGGCCGUGAAGAUAUCCGACAUGUAUCUAUUACGUCGAAUUGGCGUGAUUGUGGGUGUAGCCUGCGUGUUACUGUCUAUACGUACACUCGUAGCGCCACCUGCAGUCAUUGUGGGAAGGACGAAAGACGACCUAAAAGCGUAUCUAUGCAAUACUGACUGGUGGGACCACUCAUUUACGACAUUGGAAGUGAUUUUCCUGGUAUGGGGUAUCCGUUUGUGUAUAAUGGUCCGGAAAGCGCCUUCCGAGUUCAACGAAAGCCGGUUCAUCUCUAUGGCGAUAUACAACGAGUUCCUGCUCUCUGUCUUCCUCAAUAUAUCAAUGCUGUUCCUCCAAUCUCCCGCUAACCCUGAUUUGCUAUACAUAAUUUUCUUCUGCCACACCCAACUGACUGUCACCUUGCUGUUGUGUUUCAUCUUUGGUAGUAAGGCUUACAUGGUCUUCAAGGGGCAGGGUAAAGAUGAGAGGGAGAAAACGGGAAAGUUUAGAUCCAAGCCUGCCGAGUCAACAUAUACUAUGACGACUAACAGGAGUACUCGUUUCUGUGAUAAUAUGACCGAAAGAGAAUUAGAGGAGGAGUUCCAAAAGAUAUGCAAACAGCUAGAGAAACUUAGAGAACGCUGCAUACCAGUCAAUACAAUUCCGAGAAAAAUAACAGCAAUGCUUGAUGCUGCUGCCGUACAUGAACGUAAACCUUGUGGAUCAGACUCCGCACCUCUUAAACUCAACACAGUCUUCAGUGCAGUCGCAGACAAACUUAUGUGUACCGUGACCCCAGCCGAAGAAUCCACUAGCAGUGGUAGAGAUAUGACAUUCGACGCCCCUCCUUCCAAUAAACAAAAAUUCACACCAACAAAGAGCACAGAUAAUAGCAACGCAGAGCAAAGUCAAACGGAUGUGACCACAGAUUCUCCAAAACGCAAAGUAGAUGAUGAAAAAGACGGUGUGUUCAAAAUUUCAGGUGAAGCAAACUGUAGUGAUAUAAGACCACCAGAAGUUAGUAGAAACGGUUAUAAAAGUGACAAAUGUGAGAAAAGUGAUAAAAGUGUAGUGAAACUAAGCUCUGGGCCUGAAGUUAAAGUGAGAUCGGGUCACGCGAGGACUCAUGCGAUUGUUAUUAAUCUAGAUGAUAAGAGCAGGUUUACAGAAGAAGUUACUGUUUGAGGAAAAAUCAAAAUAUCGUUUAUUUACCAAAAUGAGUAUUUGGUGUGUACGAGUUUUAUAAUGUCUGUGUAUAUUUGAUGAAAAUUAAUAAAAAAUGUGUAAACGUUUUGCGUUAACUUUUAAAGUAAUUAUAAUAAAUACUAGACACAGGUAGUGUUAAAUACUUUGUCAAACGCAUGGUAGAGGUAUUAGGAGUAAGGACGAUCAUUGUUUAAUUUAAUUUAAAUGAAAAGUAACUAAUUUGGCGGGCGGGCGAUUCACAUUUAUUAACAGCGCAGAUGUAGCGAAAAUUAAAAUAAAAACAUUCUCUUAAAAUUCUAAAUACAUUUCAUCUUCUUCAUUUCGUCUUGCUUAAUUAAGUAAAAUUAAUUAAAUAAAAAAUAGUGUCAGUAAAUGAAUUGUUCUAGAGAGAUAUUUAUAAUUGAAGUUUUCAAAAAGAACUUUUUUUACAUUCCUAAAGGUGUUAAAAUCGAACACGGUUCGCAAUACAAUAUAUUAUCUUAAAAAACUCUCAAAAUGGUAACUAUGUAUUUGAUGUUGUCAAAAAUACCUAAGUUUGAGAAAUUUAUUUAUUUUAACUAGCUUUAUACAGAUACCGGCAAACAUCUUGAACAUAUGUCCUAGCCUGCGCAGAAGCGAUUUUUAGAUAUCACUGGGAGGGAAGGCCGCGGGGAAUGGUGCGCGGCAGCGGGAGAUUGACGUGUCGAUCGCGUGAUUGGUAAAUGAGUUGAUGCUCGUAUGUGUACGAUGAGCAAACUUUCCCCCACUCCCUUGUUUUAUGCUCAAGAAGUUUGCCGGUAUCUGUAUAGUUUUAUUAUUUAUAUUUCUAGUAUAUAUUAUGCUAGUCUAAACUGUGAUUUUUAAACGUAUAGUUUACAUAUAUGUAUAUUGUACAUAGUUAUAGCUCUAUGCAUAUCAAAUUUAACAUUCCGUUGAAUAUAAUUGUUAUGAAAAUAUUCUGGAAGUGUUUAAAAUUAUAAUACGUUGUUAUAUAUUAUUAAUAUUAAUACGACUUGUAAAUACUUUGAGCGGAGUUUUUAUACUAAUUAAAUUACAAAUAAAUUUUGUUACAUGUUCAGCAAACGCGAAACGUCGUGAGAAAAAUUAGGCAGUAAUAUUAGACUUCAAAAGUUGUUACUAUACUUGAAUUAAAACUAUUUGAUACAAAACUGGCAUGAAGAAAUAUCCAUAUAAUAAAAUAGAGUUACAUCUUUAUGCUUACAUGUUGAAAAUAAUCUUUGAGGCACAAGAAAAUUCGUCUCAGCAGAAUUUAAAAUUUAAUGUCUCUAGUCCACUCCGCCUGGUAUUUAGCAAAUCAGCACCGUUAUAAGUGCCACUUAGUUUGUUCAUCUCUCACAUUUUCCUAAGUGCUAUUUUCCGCGGAAUUCACUGGGGGAAAUCAAAUAUUUAUCAAAGGUAUACGUUUAAUUUCUGUCUUAUACAAAUAGGCUGGAAAAAUACUGUUUUUAAAAUAUUCAAAAUAAGAAUGUGUGCUACUAACAAAAUGGAAGCAUCUAGCAAAAUCGGAUAACCUUUUCAUAUUGUCAACUGUCACUAAAGUCAAUUUUCAAAUUAAAAAUCGAAAGUCGACCAAUUAGUUCGUUACAAUCGCACCAAAGAAUACAUAUAGUAUUCCGAAUUCAGCAUUUUGCAUUCACAAAUGUGAAACAAGAGAAAAAUAGUUUUGGCAUUUAAAAACCCCCUUUAUUGUCUAUUGAAAUCAUCAAUAAAGCGCAAAUUUUGGUUUUU
Pieris brassicae (large cabbage white) is the source of this 4735-nucleotide messenger RNA. RefSeq names its product probable G-protein coupled receptor 158. Gene Ontology annotation, cellular component: membrane. The transcript has 12 exons. The coding region runs from base 23 to 2986 and encodes 987 amino acids. Gene Ontology annotation, molecular function: G protein-coupled receptor activity. Gene Ontology annotation, biological process: G protein-coupled receptor signaling pathway. Lineage: Eukaryota; Metazoa; Arthropoda; Insecta; Lepidoptera; Pieridae. The record is from RefSeq and is a predicted model, not a curated record.